Candidula unifasciata is the source of this 576-nucleotide messenger RNA. The record is from the annotation of a GenBank genome assembly. Lineage: Eukaryota; Metazoa; Mollusca; Gastropoda; Stylommatophora; Geomitridae.
AUGGAAAGAAUGAUUCCAAGAACUAGUAUCGACGAAGCAAACCGACAUUUGCAGCAGUUACACAAACGUGUUCACGAUCUGGAAAUCACUGUUCAAGAUCAGCGCGAAGCUUUGAUAAACAAGGAUAAGCAGCUUCAUCAUCGACUUACAGAAAUUUCUUCAGUUAAAGAAAAAGAAAUUGAGGGACUAGCGAAUAAACUUUUGGCGUCAGAACGUACGGUUUCUGUGUUGCAAGAAGAACUUGAACGUAAAAAUCAACAGAUCUUAGGCUUGCAGCAUAGUCACUCAAGACUGCGACGUCUGCUUAACUUCAAAGACGACAUUAAAGAUUUGCUCAAGACAAUGGAAGACGCGGAGGAAAAUUUAGUGAUGGAUGAGGGUGAUACUGAUGGUCUUCUUUCUUUUUAUCAGCGUUCACGUGAGGCAGGAGGUAAUUACAGUGGUAACCUAAGUGGGAAAAAGAUUCGAAAGAAAAGAAUGUUACGCAAUGAAAACACAAUUCCACUUGACACCAAUGGGACUCAAAGUGACAUGGAAAUACCUCCACCUCUUGGAGGAAAGGAAUUCUAUUUGUGA